Mya arenaria is the source of this 7060-nucleotide messenger RNA. Its product is annotated as eukaryotic translation initiation factor 5B-like. The record is from RefSeq and is a predicted model, not a curated record. Gene Ontology annotation, molecular function: GTPase activity; translation initiation factor activity; GTP binding. The coding region runs from base 117 to 3764 and encodes 1215 amino acids. The transcript is spliced from 25 exons. Lineage: Eukaryota; Metazoa; Mollusca; Bivalvia; Myida; Myidae.
CCCGGAAGUGAUUGUUACAUGCUUUCACAUCAAAAAAAUCCCAUAUGCCGGACAACUAUUACGUUAGAGUUGUGAAACAUACUUGUAAGGUUUAAAAAUAGAAAAUUGUUGACAAAAUGACCAAACCAAAAAAUAAAGGAAAGAGUAAAGACGUUGAGAGUGACUCUGAGCCAGAGGUCGAGACAAGUGAAGCUUCAGAGAACAAACCAGCUAGCAAACCCGCUAAAAAAGAGAAAAAGAAGAACAAGAAAAAGGAUGAUGAUUGGGAAGACGAUAUUGCUAACGAGAUCGCAUCAAUGUCACUCGAGGUUAACAAAGGUCAGAAGGUCGAAGCUGAAGAGGAAGUUGCGGCCCCUUUGAAGAAAAAAGAAAAGAAAAAGAAAAAGAAGCAGGUAGAUAGUGAUGAGGAGGAAGAAGCUGUUGCCAUGGAAACAUCAGCGGGGCGGAGUAAACCUAAGGCCACAUUUGAUAUGCUUAUGAUGGACGACGAAGAUGAUGCCAAGUCUGAAAGCGAACACAGCGAGCAAGAAGAAGAAAUAAAGCAAGAACUAACAAAACAACAGAAAAAGAAAGACAAGAAGGCUAAAGGUAAAGACAAAAAGAAAACUGCUGAAGAAGAAGACGUAGAUGCUCUUCUUGCUGAAUUAGAAAAACCAAAAGAAACUAAGAAAUCUAAAAAGCAAAAGAAGAAAGCAAAAGAAGAAGAAAUGGAGGCUGAUGAAGCAAAAGACGGUGAAGAGACGGAAGUUAAGGUUACCGAAGUGGAAAAGGUGGAACCAAAGGUGGUAACGAUAGAUGACCUAGACGAUGAUGAUGAAGAUGAUAAGAAGAAAAAGAAAAAGGAGAAGAAGACUAAAGAUGAUGGUGGUGAGGCAGAGGUUGGGGAAGGAGAGGAGGAAGAUGGCGGGACGGUGAAGUCAGCGGCACAGAAGAAGAAAGAGAAAAAGGAAAGGGAGAGAUUGAAGAAACUGGAGCAGAAAAAGAAGCAGGCAGCAAAGAAAGAAAAGGAAGGCGUCAAGGGAGACAAGGAGGAAACACCGGAACCUGGGGAGGCACAGAGGGAGGACGGGGAAAAAGAAGGUGAGGUGGAGGAAGCAGAGGAAGAGAGUGGGAAGAAGAAGAAAAAGAAGAAGGGUGUGAAAGAGAAGGAGGAGAAGCCCAAGAAGAGCAAUGCUAGGAUAGAGGCUAUGAGGGAGGUCCUGCGACUUCAAAAGGAGGAAGAAGAACGACACCAGCGUGAAGAAGAGGAGAGAAUAAGACGAGAGGAGGAGGCCAUACGCCUGGCAGAGGAGAAGAAACGGUUAGAUGAAGAGAAGAAGCAGAAGAAGAAAGAGAAGGAGAAGGCUCGCAAGGAGCGGCUGAAGGCAGAAGGCAAACUGCUGUCAGACAAGGAGAAGCAGGAUCGGGCCCGGCUACAGCAGAUGUUGGCCAUGAGGGAGGCUCAGGGCCUCGAAAUUCCUCAGAAGGAUGACAUGAAGAAGAAAAGGCCUGUAUAUGACACAAAGAAAAAGAAGAAGACUCAGCCUAAACCAGAAGAGAGUAGCCAAGAGCAGACAACUCCAUCCCCUGAAGACACUCCAGCCCAGACCCCAGUGUCAGAGGAGGCCCCGCAACCUCCCUCACCAACAAUGGAGACGCCAGAGGCCCCACCUGAAGUACUGGAGGAGGCAGCAGAUGUGAAGGAUGACUGGGCUGCAAGCUCGGAUGAGGAGGAAGAAGAGGAGAAGGAUUCUACGCCAGAACCAGCCAAGGUGGAGGUGAAAGUUCAAGACAAACCAAAACCAAAAUCAGUCCCUGCUGCUGCUGUUGAGGAGGAGGAGGAUUCUAGUGAGGGCGAGAGUGACGAUGAGGAUGAAGAUGACGAUGAUGAUGCGUCUGAUGAUGACUUUGAUAGCGAAGAGGAGGCACUCAUGGGGGAGGAAAGGGCCAAGAUGAAAAUUAAGAGACAACAUGAGAAAUGUGAGGCUGCUAGAAAUGAUGAGAAUCUGCGAGCACCAGUAGUUUGUGUGUUGGGUCACGUUGACACGGGAAAAACCAAGAUCCUUGAUAAGUUGCGUCGUACGAAUGUCCAGGAUGGAGAGGCGGGUGGUAUAACACAGCAGAUUGGUGCUACAAAUGUUCCCAAACAGGCCAUUCUUGAUAAAACUUCCAUGUGUAAAGAGUUUCAGAAGAAGGAAUUAAAGUUACCUGGACUACUCAUUAUUGAUACGCCCGGCCACGAAUCCUUCAGCAACCUGCGUUCACGAGGCUCCUCCCUCUGCGAUAUUGCCAUCCUUGUCAUCGACAUCAUGCACGGCAUAGAACCUCAGACCAUAGAGUCCAUAAACCUGCUCAAGAAAAGGAAAACUCCAUUCAUUGUUGCUCUCAAUAAGAUCGAUCGAUUGUACCAGUGGAAGCCAAACCCGAACAGUGAUGUCGUGAACGUGAUCAAGAAACAACAACAGAUGGCCAAGCAGGAGUUCGAUGAACGAUCACAGUUUGUAGUUACACAGCUUGCCGAACAGGGCCUGAACGCAGCAUUAUUCUACGAGAACAAGAAUCCAAAGGAGUAUAUAUCUCUGGUGCCGACGUCCGCUCACUCCGGGGACGGGAUGGGCAAUCUUCUCGCGCUUAUAUGUGACCUUUGUCAGAAAUGGCUAGCCAAGAAAAUCUCCUUCAGUGAAGAGCUUCACUCAACAGUCAUGGAGGUGAAGGCCAUCCAUGGUCUAGGUACGACCAUCGAUGUGAUCCUGGUGCAGGGGCGCCUGCAUGAGGGUGACCAAAUCAUCAUUGCGGGGACGGAGGGGCCCAUCGUUACUCAGAUUAGGGGCCUGCUGAUGCCCCAACCUAUGCGGGAACUUAGAGUCAAGGGCCAGUAUGAGCACUUUAAGGAGAUACAGGCUGCUCAGGGGGUGAAGAUUAUCGGCAAGGACCUGGAGAAGGCACUUGCCGGACUCCCGCUCUACGUCGCACAUGAUGAAGAUGAGGUCGAAUACUACAAGCAUGAGAUAGCAACUGCACUGAAGGAAGUUCUCAACUCGAUCAAGCUGUCCGAGCGUGGCGUGUUCGUCCAGGCAUCGACUCUUGGCUCGUUGGAGGCACUGCUUGAGUUUCUUAGAACGUCUAAAAUUCCUUAUGCUGGCAUUAAUAUCGGUCCAGUGCAUAAAAAGGACAUUAUGAAAGCCUCCAUAAUGUUGGAACAUGAUGAUCAAUGGGCUGUGAUUCUUGCAUUUGAUGUCAAAGUGGAACGAGAAGCUCAGGAAAUGGCCGACAGCUUAGGAGUGCAUAUAUUCACUGCAGACAUUAUUUAUCAUUUACAAGACAAAUUCUUAAAACAUAGAGAGGACCUUAAAAAGCGAAAACAGGAAGAAUUUAAGCAUAUAGCAGUGUUUCCAUGCAAGUUGCGUAUAUUACCACAGUUCAUAUUUAAUUCAAGAGACCCUAUAGUGAUGGGUGUGUCUGUCGAAGCGGGCAUAUUGAAACCAGGCACUCCAAUAUGUGUUCCCAGUAAAGAAUUUGUAUUUCUGGGGCAGGUCUCCAGUAUCGAGAUCAACAACAAGCCAGUCGACUCAGCCCGUCGUGGACAGGAAGUGUGCAUCAAAAUUGAGAAUGUUCCAGGAGAUACGCCAAAACUCUUUGGCCGACACUUUGACGACACAGAUAUGCUGAUGAGCAGGAUCUCACGAGAUUCAAUAGAUGCGGUGAAGAACUAUUUCCGAGAUGACAUGACGAAACAGGAUUGGGGACUCAUGGUGGAACUGAAGAAACUCUUCCAGAUCUUGUAGCACCUCAACCAUCUGCGCUGCACCACAACCAUCUGUCCUGCACCACAACCAUUAGCAACUCCUGACAUGUUUGUGCUGCAGGACUGUCAUCCUAUUAGUCAACAACCUCGCUCCCCUCGCUGAUAUGUACAGCCACACAGCUAGAUUCACUGCCCCCAGCCCUAGCUUGGGUCUGUUUAAAGCGUGUCAGAAAACAGCGAUGAUGUCUGUAAUUAUAAACCAACCUUAAAAAGUGCUAUAUUGUGGUCACCCUUAACGGUCAGGCAGACACAUAAAAGAAUUAAAAGGUUACGGUAAACUAUGAACUAAAGCCAUAAACUACACAUUUUGCCUUUUUGUGAACUACUGCAGAAUGUUUAUUGACUAAAAAGCAUGUUAAUGGUAAUUUUUGUACUCCUGAUAGUAUUUAGAAUUAGUGUGUUGCUUACAUUUUCAUUAAGGUAAAAUAAAUAUCAUAAAAUAAUUAAAAAAAAAUUAACUCGUGCUUCACUUUCCAGUAAUUAUCAUUUUCAAAUUACAUAAAAACAGGGUUUUAGCUAAGAUUUAUGGAAGGGUGCUGCCCGCUGUCCUUUUUUUGGUCGCAUCCUUCUGUUCCCAUAGAGACGGACCAGCAUGGGCAACAUUCUGCCUGGAACAAAUAGUUGAAUCUAAUAAAAAAAAAAAAAGAUCUUUUGAUUAAAAGCUAUUCAUAUCACUUUGAAAGGGCUAAAACUGGACAUAUGUCACUUCACUAUUUUUUGCUUUUUUUUGUUUAGCAAUUUUUUUUAUCAUUAUAUGAAGACAUUUAGGUUGUGUAAGAAGCAGCCACUGGCUAUGCUGAUGCAGAAGUCAAUGUUAUACCUCUCUGAUAUGAAUGUUCAGGUGCAGUGGUUUUGAUUAGUAAUUUUUUAUUGUCUGUAUGUAUUUGUAUUUGGUCUGUUGAAUAUGUCAUCAACAAUAAAUCCUCAUUAUUUUGUUGAAGUAUAUAAGUUGGGCAUUGGCCGUGUCUCUCUGGUAUUAAGGAAGACUAGGGUGAUAUUAAAUAACAUUUUUCUUUAUUUGUUUGCUUUACUAAUCUGUUCCGUCAAGCAAAAAUAUAUGCCAGCUUUUUUGGUGUUUGUGCUAAUGUCUCUUCAACAGCAAGUUGUGCAUCAACAAACUACUUUAUAAACCAAGAAGUUAAAGUAAUUUACAACAAAUAUUGUAACUUUGGCAGUCAAUUUCAUGGAAAGCUUAAAAAAUUAAUAAUCUGUGGUGGAGACAUUAGCGCAAACACUAAUAUCAUUUUCUGGAUGGCAAUAAUUUAAUGUUUUAUUACUUCUUUUUGGCAAAAACAUAGUAUUUGCUUAUCCACAAUCUGUGUAAUAAAAUCCUGGGGGUGUGAAUCUUUUUUCUAAACUGGUCAAUUUGACUUUGUACACAUUUUUAAAGCUGAACUGUAUGUAAAAGUGCAGAACAUAAAUAAUCAUGACUUUUUGAUUGACAGCAUCUGUUGCCAGGAGUUUGGGUUGAUUAUUUGUGAAAAUGGCCUUGACAUUAGUCACAAACCUCCGAUACUUGAAGAUAAAAUGAUUACUGACAAGCUCCCAUAUCUUUCAAACUGCCACUUUUAGACAAACACUAUCAACAUUUUGAUAUCAAACAUCCAUUAGUGACAGAAACAUUAAUUUAAAGCAAAUUUCAUUUGUGCUGAUUCCUUUUAAAAAUAAUAUUUUGAUAUAAAAAAUUGUUAGCAUUAAUGAUUGUUGUAAUUUGUAUUUAAUUAUUUCAAUAGAAAAGCUUUUCGAUGAAUGAAAAAGUAAACGUGAUUGUUGAUUGGUACAAGACUGGCAAUUAUACACAAAAAUGUGCCACCAUUUUAGUUUCCUCAAAUUAUUUGUUGCAUCAAAAUCAGGAUUUGUAGCAUUCACCCUGUUUGACAAUAUUUAUCUUCUAGGGAAAUUCCAACCGUGAUGAAUUGACCUAACCACCCCGAUACCUCAGUGGUAGAGCAUUCGUUUCGGGUGGGGAUGGUCGGGGGUUCAAAUCCUGGCCGGGUCAAACCAAAAGGCGUCACAGCAGGGUCAAACCAUAAUGCAGUCAAUGGGCACGGGCAGACCUUGAUAAAUUUAAAGAAAAUAAGCAAUUACCCUUAAGGGCAAAUUUUACCCAAUGUGUGGAAUUUGGGUAUGGGAAAUUCAUGGGUAUUUCAUGCCAUAUAAAGUCUGAUUUCCCCGUGGGAGUAUUAAAAUUUUUACAGGGUUUUUUCAUUUAAUAUUCUACAUAUUAAUAGGAAGAAUAUUAUUAUAAAUGAAUUCUUUAUUUUAUUAAAUCUUGUUGAAAUUCCUUGGCCAAAUAUUAUCUAGACAUUCAGACUGUUGUUGUGCAAGAUAUAAGUUAACUAAUAAACAAGCCCAUGGAAUUGAUUCCAAAAGAAAUUAGCAACUGAUAUGUUUGAAUGCAAUGCUUAGAUUUUAGCUGUUUCCUUUUUUUCCUGUUUUGCUAUUUGGCGUCCUUUGAGGUUCAUAUUUGAGAGAUGAAACCUACCAUACUCUGUAAUAUGCAUUUUGAAAACAUGCUUGAUUCUUUUAAUGUUAAAACAAAAAUUUAACAGUUAAACAUACAUGAACAGUUUAAGCCUAGUUUUCUAACAGACAGUGAUUAAAUGGGAGUACACAGGACUUGGAUAUUAGUUUCUUGAUUAUGUUACUUUAUAGAAAAAUAAUAGUAUAACAAAAAAAUAUCACAAGUUGUUUAUAAAAGCUUUAGCAAUAGGAUUUAUGUUUUCCAAUGGAAAACAAUUGUUUAAUAAGAAAGAAGUUCAGUUUUUUUAAUUGCCAUAUUAACACAUUCAAAUAUUACCCUAAAACCUGGUAGGUAGACUAUCCCCUAGGGGCAAAUGUUGGACAUAUAAAUGAGGUAAAAGUUAACAUAUUUUGCUAAUGUUAUUUCUUUGCAGAGGAUGUGCAUACAAGUAGAUCAAGGUUUGUUUUCAUGUCAUGGAAGUUGUAAAAUACAUUCAUCGGUAUCAUCUCACUCGUGAUAUAUUUCAUGAUGAUAUGCAUUUAUUGUAAGGAUGCAGGACUUUUCAAAACGUUAAGCCAUCUAUGUAUGCUUUGCAUUAGGAGUGAUGAAGCUUUGUUUGGUAUAAGAAAUGUUUGCCAUGCCAUAAUUUCCAGUCUCUAUAUUAUUUUGGUGCAUUGCCAUUUGUGGUAUUAUAUUUAUGUUUGUUAUAAUAUCUGAAAUGUGAAAAAGUCAUAAUGUAAAUAGACAAGACCUCCUGAAAGGAGGGUGAAUCUGGUGGUAUGAUCAUGAAUUAUGUACAAAAUAAAGAAGAA